Molecule: messenger RNA, 5052 nt
Organism: Ceutorhynchus assimilis (cabbage seed weevil)
Lineage: Eukaryota; Metazoa; Arthropoda; Insecta; Coleoptera; Curculionidae
Source: the annotation of a GenBank genome assembly
GCUGGCGCAGCCAUAACGGUCGCCGGAUGAAAAGUUACCGCGUUUAUUCGACGUUCGACUUUCCUUCCGUGCACUACGAAUCUGACGAGAAAAGCCCGCGGGAAAUUUGCCGACGAUUUUCCGAAACUUGAACGCGCAAAAAGUCAAUCCGAUUGAAAAUUUCGGAAUUUAUCAAAAGACUUUGUGAAUUAUUAUUUUUUUUUUUGUGCGUUUAUGUGUGACAAUGUUUUAGUUUUGUUUGUUUAUAUGUAUUUCAACAAUUGUUAGAAACAUGGAUGUGUGAAGUAUACUUAUAAUGGAUUUUGAUUUUUAAAUUUUCUUUUGGAACAAUUUAAGCCCAAAGAACAUUUUUUUUAUUUUUGGAAAUGGCUGGUGCAAUGGAAUGUCAAUUUUGGAGUAUAACACUUUUCGCAUUAAUAACAGGAAUUAGCUACGCAAACUCUGAAGAUAUAGUCAGGGACGCACGAGAAGGUGAAGAUGUGACGUUAGAAUGCAGAUUUCCACCUCCAUCUAUGGGCUCGCUUUCCUAUUACUGGAUCAGGCAGUCGAAAACUGGACACGAUAAUGUUGCUAUCAAAGAUACACCUUUUGAUCCCAACUACAAACUAAAUUAUCACGUAGACGAAGGCAUUUACGACUUACUAAUCAGCAACGCCUCCUAUGACCGAGACGACGGUCGUUUCGAAUGUAAAGUCAAAGCUGGAGGAUCUGGACAAAAUUUGCACGUGCAAAGAUAUUCGCUGACAGUACUUGCACCCCCUCAAUUGCCUCAAAUAGCUCCUGGAUCUAGAGUAACCGCAACUGAAGGAAAACGACAAGAAUUGACGUGCAGUUCUGUUGGAGGUUCCCCUGAUCCUCAAGUGAAAUGGUAUAGAGAAGGUUCCGUUUAUCCGUUGGAAGCUGCUUUAAAAAAUGGAGGCUCUCGAGACCAACCUACAACAGCAACUUUAACAAUAACCCCAACCAAAGACGACGACGAAGCUGUAUUCAGAUGUGAAGUUUGGAAUCGAGCUCUUUCAUCCGAUAAAGUUUUAACAUCAACUGUCUCACUCAGCGUACAAUAUUUUCCAAGGGUGAGUGUCGGACCUGAAAAUCCACUUCGCGUCGAGAGAGACUCUCAAGCAACCCUCGAAUGCGGCGUGGACGCCAAACCUAAAGUGACUGGGGUCAGAUGGAUGAGAAAUAGCAGAUUUAUCAGUUCAAAUUAUAAUCACAUAAUACAUAGAGUAUCUAUACAGGAUGCUGGAAAGUACAUGUGUAGUGCCGAUAACGGUUUAGGCAAAGUAGGCGAACAAGAAAUCACUUUGGACGUCCUUUACGCUCCAAUAGUAAUUUUGGAAGCCAAAACGAAAGAAGCCGAAGAAGGUGAAACAGUUUUCAUUAAAUGUAACGUCACGGCGAAUCCCAGCCCCGUCACCGUCGAAUGGCUCAAGGACGGUAAACCCGAAUUUCGCCAAUCAGGUGACACCCUAAGAAUCUCGCACGUGACUGCAGAAAACUCUGGCACAUACGUUUGUAGGGCUUUGAAUGUUUUAUCGCCCUCUGGACAAGGUUCACGCAGAUCAGAACGUGUAGGCAAUGCCUCAGUGGCUCUAUUAGUCAGACAUCGGCCUGGUAGAGCCAGAGUGUCUCCUAGUAGGCCUGUGGUAUCAGAAGGCGGAGCUGUAACGUUAAGCUGCGCAGCAUCGCCUCCUGGCUGGCCUGCGCCACAAUACAGAUGGCUCAGAGUCGGUUCGGACGGUCAACCCACUAUUUUAGCCACAGGAACCAAAUACACAAUAGCUAAUGCUAAUUUGGCAGCCGAAGGUACCUACAACUGUCAGGCUACUAAUGAAUUAGGGCCUGGUGAAAUGGCUUCAGUAGAUUUGGAAGUCCAUCAACCACCUACGUUUAAAUACAAGUUGAAACCUUUGGAAACUAAGCGGGUGGGAGAAUCGAAUUUUGCUGUUUCUUGUAGUGCUAGAGGCAAACCUAGGCCUAUUGUUAAAUGGUUGAAGGACGAUGACGAAUUGACUGCGGAUGUUAAUAUGUUUGAGGUCAAAACUGAAUAUUCUGAAGCAAACAAUGGCGCAGUAAAUGUCCAAAGUGUCUUGAGAUUCAACGGUAAAGCCAGGCCGAAUGACAAUGAACUUUUACCUUCUGACAGAGGAGUCUACACUUGUAGUUUUGAAAAUGAAGUACGCAGAACAGAGUCUACAAUGCAUUUGAAAAUUGAACAUGAACCAAUUGUUCUACACCAAUACAACAAAGUCGCCUACGACGUAGCAGAAACGGCCGAAGUCGUAUGCAGAGUCCAGGCCUAUCCGAAACCAGAAUUCAAAUGGUUCUUUGGCAACAACAUAAACCCCUUGCACUCGUCAUCAGAAAGCCACUAUGUGGUGCAAACUACGGCUGAAGAAGACGACAUAUACACGAGCAUCUUACGCGUUUCGCACAUCAAAAAACAAGAUUACGGCGACUACAAUUGCCAAGUGGUCAACAGCCUAGGAAAAAUCGAAACUAAGAUUCGGUUGCAACCGAAAGGUCCACCCGAGAGGCCUAGUAAACUUGCCGCCCUCCACACAGGGCCUACUUUUGUAACUUUGGGUUGGGAGCCUGGGUUUAAUGGUGGAGUUUACAAUACUAAAUAUUUUGUGUCAUUUAAACGAAUUCCUAGCGAAGAUGAUAUAAUGAUUGAGGGUUGUGGGCCUUUGAUGAAGAAUUCUGAUUGGGCUGAAGUGGAUUGUCAGCAAAAUAUGCCAUGUAAUGUGAGCCAUUUGGAUCAACAUCAGACUUAUCUUUUUAAGGUCAAAGCUUUGAACACCAAAGGCAUAGGCGAAAAUUCUCAAGAAAUCCGGGCUACAACCAGGGUAGAUAGGAUACCAAUACCUCAAAGGGUGGCUUAUGAUAGGUCUGCAAACAGUCUGUCAAUUAAUGUACCUGCAACAUGUCUUCCUCUAGUAGCUGUAAUUGAAACCAUAAGCAACGAAAAUCAUCCGGUGACUGCUUGGCAAGUGAUUGAUACACUUGCUCUACAGGUUUCCGGAUUAAUACCAACAUCCAAAGAAAAGAGCUUAGACAAAAUGAUGACUCGAGGUUUUGGUAACUCUUUGGGACGUUCUUUAGUAGACGAGCCAAUUGGUAUGGAUGAGUACAGCCCUAGAGUACGAGUGAAGCUUUGUUUGAGAACACACCAUGAUCAUUGUGGGGAAUUUGUUGAAGCAGAAUUGGGCUACGCAAAUUCUCUCAGAGAAGCUUCAGCAUUGACUACUCCAACUUUGAUAGCGAUCAUAGUUACGUGCGCUCUUUUCCUAAUAAGCGCUGGUCUACUUUUGGUAUUUUGUAGAUGUCGAAGGGCGCAGCACGGCAAAAAGGCUCAACAAGCAAAAGAUUUGGAAAUGGAGUCUGUUAGACCUACAAUUAUACCAGCUAAUGGCAAUGGACAACAGCUCAAUUCACCUUUGUUCCAGAACCAGGCCCCACCACCCUACUACGCACCGGGUCUGGACAACCAAGCCAUGGAUCUGCAAAUGGCCUUGGACGAUCAAAAAGCUGUAUACGCAGCUACGCAAAACGGCUACGGACAUUAUGGAGAGCCCAGAAACGAUUGGAAUUAUCUUGAUGCUGGCUAUACGACAACGAUUCCAGGAAACGGAAGCGUAGACUCGCAAGAUUCUUUAUGGCAACUUAAAAUGGCAGCUAACGGUGGACCACAGUACGAUCAAUAUGGCGGACACGACGACUACGCUCAUUUUCCACAAACUCAAGAUCCUUAUGCACAAGUUCACAAACCAAAAAAGCGGCUAGAAUCUCCAGCAGUUUACCGAGACACUCCCGGUCUCCCGGAUCCAUACAUGGAACAAUUAGACGAUGAUAAGCCACCCCCGCCCCCGCAACACAUGUCUUUAGCUUACGAGGAAUCACUGGAAAGUGGAUAUUCGACACCGAAUUCGCGUACACGUAGAGUCAUCAGGGAAAUUAUAGUGUAGAAUUGGACUACUCGGGUGUAAAGAAAAAUAUGCAAAAACCAGCCAAGAUCAUAGUGUUUUGUGUGUUUUUUUUUUUGUAAAAAUAGUCUGUUUUUUAAUUCAUCAAUAAUUGUGUGUAAUUUCAUUCAAAUAUUCACAUACAGAUUUGAACAAUCCUGUUUGUGAACCAAAAUCACCUACUUUUGCUCUCUAUAUGGAAUAAAAUACAAAUUAAUCGGCCCAAUUUACUUAAAUAUUAACUAAACGACGAAUUUUCGAAGAAAAAAAAUGUGAUUUAGAUUGCAAUACUUUAUUGUUGUGCUUGUAAUUAAUAAUUUUUGUUUACUUUUGUGUUACUUAAAAAUCAAAUUUGUAAAUGUACAAAAUAAUAAUUUUAGGUUUAAGUUUAUUUUGCCCUCUGCAAGAAUUUUUUAUAUGACUGAACGUGUGGAUUUGAAAAAUGAUCUGCUAAAUAUAAAUUCCAACAAAUAAUAUGCCAUAUCAAAAAUCAAUGUCGCAAGAUUUUUUUGUGCCAAACACCUCUCUGCUUGUUUUGUACUUAAAUUUGUUUCCUGUCAUUUCGUAACCCCUUGGUUUUUUUUUUUGUUGAUCUCAAUCUUGAAUUUUUCAAGUAUCUUCCAAUUUUUAAUGACCUCAUUAUUUAAUAAAGGCUGAUUUACACUAUUAUUGGUAGUGUGAAUUGGCUUUAAAAAUGAUGUCAAUAAGAAUAAACAUUAUUACAAAAGAUGCUUGAAAAGUUUGACAAUAUAAUCCAAUAAUAAAUAUAUUUAGAUUUAAUUGAAAAUUUUUAUAUUUUUUUAUAAAUUGUAUAAAUGCGCAAACAUAAUACUUACAUUACGAUAUUAUAUUUAAGAGUUUUUUAUUUAUUAAUUUUAGUGAUCGUUUAUUUUUGUAUAUUUGAAAGUAUGUUGUAUAUAAGACACAAAAAGACUAUUUGAAAUACUAUUUAAGUAAGAGGUAAUUUUUAGCUAUGAUAAGGUCGGACUUUCGUUUUUAAGGUUGUACAUAAUACAGAGAGAAGAGAAAACUACACUUGUAAGCACUUUUUCUUUUUAGUUUUUGUAAAUAAAUGUCUAUAUAUUUA